This is a messenger RNA of Gregarina niphandrodes, 261 nucleotides long. RefSeq lists its product as hypothetical. The annotation marks the transcript as partial. The transcript has a single exon. Lineage: Eukaryota; Apicomplexa; Conoidasida; Eugregarinorida; Gregarinidae. The record is from RefSeq and is a predicted model, not a curated record.
AAGGCGGCUGUGGAGAAGGCGGCUGUGGAGAAGGCGGCUGUGGAGAAGGCGGCUGUGGAGAAGGCGGCUGUGGAGAAGGCGGCUGUGGAGAAGGCGGCCGGAGAGACAGCGCGGCGACUCGAACGGUCGACUCGCAGCCCCCAACCUCCGAUCUGGCCCGUUUCCUUCGCUGACCGCACCUACCUCGAACUCGUCGACGACCCCGUUUGGAAGCACGCCGGAGGACCCAUCUGGCAACCAUUCGCCGGGAACCGGAUGUAA